UAGUCACUCCAUCUGUCAAAAUCUGAAAAGGAGGUGUGGUUAUUUUGAUAAGAUAGCGAGGCCCCAGAAAAUUUAAGAAAAAUGUCGGCAACCCUAAAGCCCUACCUGACGGCCGUGCGCCACACCCUAACCGCUGCCAUGUGCCUGGACAACUUCUCCUCGCAAGUGGUGGAGAGACACAACAAACCGGAAGUUGAGGUUAGGAGCUCCAGAGAGUUGUUACUUACCCCGGUGGUGAUAUCCAGGAACGAGAAAGAAAAAGUGUUCAUAGAGACCUCCGUGAACUCGGUGAGGAUCAGUAUAGCAGUGAAACAGGCGGAUGAAAUCGAGAAGAUCCUGUGUAAGAAGUUUAUGAGGUUCAUGAUGAUGCGGGCCGAGAACUUUAUAGUGUUGCGGAGGAAGCCUGUGGACGGGUACGACAUAAGCUUCCUCAUCACGAAUUUCCACACGGAGCAGAUGUACAAACAUAAACUGGUGGAUUUCGUUAUACAUUUCAUGGAGGAAAUCGACAAGGAAAUAUCGGAGAUGAAGCUGGCGGUAAACGCAAGGGCAAGGAUCGUGUCGGAGGAGUUUUUAAAGCGUUUUUAAUAGGAGGCUUCGGUGCUGAUUCGGAGAACUGUUUUGGUAACCAGAGGUUUUUUUCACAAAGUGAAGUGAUUGUUCUUUACCUAGGUUAAUGUAAAUAGUUUAAGCAUAUUUUUUGUACUAAGAUUUAUCCUACAUUAUAAUUAUUUAAAUUAUUCAACUGAAUUGUAUUCCUGUAUAUUUUUUAUAUUGCGUUGCAUUCUAUCCGUUGUAUUAGCUCCGGCAAAGUUCGUAGUUUUGUAAAGUGCCAAUUUGUACAUGCAGUUGUUGAAGAAAAUUUCUGUGUG
Messenger RNA from Anoplophora glabripennis (Asian longhorned beetle), 872 nucleotides. It is a transcript of the gene Arpc4, whose product is annotated as actin-related protein 2/3 complex subunit 4. NCBI's taxonomy places the organism in Eukaryota, Metazoa, Arthropoda, Insecta, Coleoptera, Cerambycidae. Bases 82 to 588 code for a protein of 168 amino acids. Gene Ontology annotation, molecular function: actin filament binding. The record is from RefSeq and is a predicted model, not a curated record. Gene Ontology annotation, cellular component: Arp2/3 protein complex; actin cytoskeleton. Gene Ontology annotation, biological process: Arp2/3 complex-mediated actin nucleation; actin filament polymerization. The transcript has a single exon.